AUGAAGAAAAUGUGUCCUGAGAUGGACUUUCCAGAGCUCUCUAUGCACAACAACUACAUGGCCAAGUUCUUAACAUUAGACGUGUACAAAACGCUCAGCGAGCGGAAAACCCCUUAUGGCUUCACUAUAGACCACGUCAUCCAGUCAGGCGUGGAUAAUCCAGGUAGCCCAUUCUCUUUGAGUAUGGGCUGCGUGGCUGGGGAUGAGGAGUCAUAUGAGGUCUUCAAAGAGCUGCUGGACCUUGUCAUCGAGGAUAAACAUGGAGGUUAUAAGCCAACAGAUGUGCACAAGAGUGAUUUCAACCCAGAGAAUCUUUUGGUAUAUCGCUUGAUUGGGGGUGAUGAUCUUGAUCCCAACUACGUUAUGAUUUCCCGUGUCCGAGGGAGUCGCAACAUUCGAGGCUUCCGACUGCCAUCACAUUGCACCCGUGGAGAGCGACGUUUCCUAGAGCAGAUCAUUGUUGAAGUUCUUGGAUCAGUUGGUGGAGAACUGAAAGGGAAAUACGUGGCACUGAAGAGCCUGUCAGAACCUGAGCAGAAGCAAAUGGUUGACGACAACCUGCUGUUUGAAAAGCCAGUGUGUCCUCAAGUGCUGAGCUCGGGGAUGGCCCGUGAUUGGCCCGAUGGCAGAGGCAUCUGGCAAAAUGAUGACAAAUCAUUAUUGGUGUGGCUAAAUGAGGAGGAACAUUUAAAAGUCAUCUCCAUUGAGAAAGGUGGCAACAUGAAGGCAGCGUUUACUCGCUUCUGCAGCGGAAUUAAAGAGUUUGAAUCCAAGCUCAAGGAGAAAGAGCUCGAAAUCAUGUGGAAUGAGCAUUUGGGUUACAUCUCGACUUGUCCCGCCGAACUGGGAACUGGUCUGCGCGCUGCUGUGCAUGUGAAGCUGCCCAAUAUGAGCAAACGCCCUGAAUUUGAUGAGGUUCUCAAGAGGUUGAAACUGGAGAAACGCGCAACUGGUUGCGCAGAAAACCAGACAGAGAAUGGAAUUUCAGACAUUUCCAAUGCCGACAGACUGGGUUUCACUGAGGUGCAGCUGGUACAAAUGGUAGUUGAUGGCGUCAAGGUGCUGGUGGAGAUGGAGAAGAGGCUUGAGAUGGAAGAGGGCAUUGACGAUCUGAUGCCUGUCCAGAAGUAG
Messenger RNA from Nerophis lumbriciformis (worm pipefish), 1131 nucleotides. The record is from RefSeq and is a predicted model, not a curated record. NCBI's taxonomy places the organism in Eukaryota, Metazoa, Chordata, Actinopteri, Syngnathiformes, Syngnathidae.